AUUUCAUCUCACGUUGCCAAUACACUUAACCAGCCCAUGACCUACUAACACAGAUCAUGAGUCAGUAGCCACCUUGAGAGGAAAAAGCCAAGGGAGGAGAGCCAGGUACUUCGCAACUUGUAGGAUUUUCAUCGACACCUCUUUCUUUAUUAGCUGAUGGCAAACCCGAACUUCUUCUCUGUGCUUGAUACGCGGAGGAAAACCAGACCAACCAUCCAACCAGGUGCUAGAAAAGGGCCACGUGUUACCAUUCCAGCUGUCUGUAGUCCUUUGUUCUAUCUCCUCUGGAUGUAUGGGAGCUUGGAAGCCCAAACUGCCUUUUUUUAAGCAGCACCUAGGAGUAGGGAUCACUUUAAAAUAUUUCCUCAACUCAAGCGGAUUAAUCCAAUGUGGCAGUUACUAUUGCUGCAUUCAAGCAUGAUGGUUCACAGUUAAAGACCUGUCAACUUAUUGACAGUAGCCAACAGUGAUAAUAUGCAAUCCAUCAAGCAAGAGGUGGACUCCAGUGAGUCCUACAGUGGAGAGGAUGCCCUGGUCCUGGCUGUGGCUUUACAGGGGGCUAACAGAGAUGUGAUAGGCCAAAAAAUCCCUGGUAUUCCUUUCAAAGCAAAAAGUACCUGUCGCAGGAAAAGAGAGUUUAUCCCAGAGGAGAAAAAAGAUACGGUUUACUGGGAGAGGCGUCGCAAAAACAACGAGGCGGCCAAGCGCUCCAGGGAGAAGCGGCGGAUAAACGACAUGGUGCUCGAGAACAAGCUGAUGGCCCUCGGGGAGGAAAACGCCUCCCUCAAGGCCGAGCUGCUGUCGCUGAAGCUGAGGUUUGGCCUGGUGAGCUUGACAGCAUAUACCCAGGAAGUGCAGAAUUUAUCCAGCUCUACCGCCAUCGACCUCUACCAGGAGUUUGUUCCACCCAGCGCCAGUCAAAGUUCGUCCGGCAGGGUUUCGGAGCCUCUUCGCUUGCGCAGCACCUGCAUAUCAGUCAUCAAGCAUUCCCCCCACAAGCUCGAGACAUGCACUGCGGCUCAGGGCAGCUUUGAUAUCUGCAGGCCUGCAGAGGUCAAGCAGGAACCCGCCGAGAAUGGCGGCUAUGCACAAGAGCGUAGUAGUCCCUACGAACUCUACAGAAACUACAUGGCCAGCCCUUUGUCUGGAGUCUACUCCCAGCCUGCCUCCUUCCUGCAGCUCACCAGGUCAUCCAGUGACUCCCCCAGGAGCUCAGACGACGGCGCUGUGAGCAAAUCCUCAGAUGGCGAGGACGAGCAGCAGGUCCCCAAAGGGUUGAUGCCGUCUGCAGCUGACCCAAGAAGUGUCAUUGUCUCAACACACAAAGUGCCAGAUGCCAGUUCUUCGGCAUUGCCCCAUAAACUGCGUAUCAAAGCCAGAACCAUCCCGAUUAAAGUGGAGGCCAUGGACCCUGAAUAUGAGUCUUCUGGAAGGUCCUCCUCUCCCGUCAGGAUUUCCAAGGGGGGAUGCUACAGGAGCACUCAGGAGUCUUCAGAGUGCACCCAGUUGUCCCCGUGCCCUUUGUCAUUACAGGUCACCAACAUGCAGGACUGGAGCCAGCCAUCUGAGCAGUGUCAUAAAAGCAGCACAGAGACCCCGCAGAAGGGCUGCCAGAGUAGCAGACUAACCACAAGCCCUGUCUCAAACAAAAGCGGUGUGGAUGUAAAAGAACGUUCCUAUGUGCACUCGCAUGCUGAGGACUUGUAUCUAAGACCAAGCCCUGCAUGCCUAUCUGCAAAAGUGGCCUCUCUGAAAAGACUGAUCCCAGCACAGCAAGAAUCUGUGAUAGAGUCAACCAAAAGCCCCACUCAUCAUCAUGAGUCAUUACCACAAGGAUGGUCCUCUGCAUGACCUCUGUGUUUUGUUUUUUUGCAUUUCCACUGUAUUUGCUGUUGCAUUGUGUGGUUCAUAUUGGAGUUAAACAAUGUUUCAGUUAUCGUAACUUUUCAAAUAGAAGGUGUUCAAAUAAUAGCUGUUGGAGCACGAGCAAAGGCUGUUUGCUAGUAUAGGCUGAUUUAAAAAACAUUGAGAAGGCGUGGAAUUACCUGUAGUGUAGUUCACAAGGUAAAUUCAUUAAAGGUGCUCUAAGCAAUGUCACGAAAGCCACAGCUGUAAUCCCAUCAGUACGUGUCAUUCUCACCACUCUGCUCCUUAGAGUAUCUCAUCUCUAACACAAAUACUGUUUUCAUUCACUGUUUAAUUCCAUUGGCUCAUACUUCAGCUUUUCUUCAACCACUUUCAACAUAGGGGCAAUGAAAUUUAACACUUCCUGCAAUUGUUUAUAUUAAAAGCCUUGAAAAAAAGACAUUUCGGCCCUCCGACCUUCUGCACCUCACCACAACCCUUGAUGUGCGUUACUGUUCUAUAUUAUAUUGAAAGCCUACCAGGAAAAGUCAGGAUUAGGCCCUGUAAGGAGAAACUUAACACUCCCUGCGAUUAUUUUGACUGAUAUUGCGAUUGUGCUAUGAUUCACGAUAUUGAAGGGAAUGAUCAUUUUUGUAUCCUUAUUCUCAUUUUCAUUGAAAAAUAUUAAAAUUUCAAAAUAUAAAAUGAUCAUAGUGUGAUUGAUGCGAGGAUCUGUACCAAACAGAUUCUCUCUUCAUUCUGUAGGAAGGGAUUUGUAGGCUGGGACGUCACUAAAUUUAGAAUGCUUUGACACAUAUUUUGCCUUAAACAAAUCUUGCACACCCCUGGAUAUUGCACUAGUCCAUAUUGUGAUUUUGAUAAAAUUGUGAUUAAUUGUGCAGGCCUAAGUGCUUUUAACAGUAGCUUAUUCAGGGAUAGAAAAACAAAAGUUCAAAGCUAAAGCGACUGGAAUUAAUUGGUGAUUGAAAACAGUAAACCAGCAGAGUGGUGAGUAUGACAGGACUCUCUUUCUGCUUAGGUAAGUGAUGAAUUGUACAUUAUACUGAAUUUAAACAAAGAAUUUCUGGGCACUGUUGGAGAAUUUACAGUAAAUUGUUAAUUGAUGAUGUGUGAUAGACAUUAAUGUGUAGGAUAUUAAUAUGUGUGAAGCUUUUAUUUUUAUUUUACCAAAUGAUUCAUAACUGCUGUCCCACCUACUUUCACUGAACACUGUUGCUCUGGUGUUUGUGGAGCAGGAAAAGGCCCCCGUUAUUAACAUCAUCACAUGUUUUCGGCUGGGGGCAGUGUGAUAAAUGUUGCCAAAGGUUUGGACGUUAUUUGCUUUAAAGCUGAAAUCUGUUUUUAACUGAUGUAGUAAUGCUAUUUUGUGUGUUGGUGUGGUGACAGGUUUCCAGUCCAUACGUCUGCUUUAAAGGGAAUGUUCUGUGGUGCUUUAUUUUAUGGGUUUGUCAUUUCUAAAGAAGACAUUUCCUGGAAGGAAUGAUGUCAUUUGGUACUUAUUAUGGGGGGAUAAAGAUGUUUAAUUGGUACUCUUCCAAUUAUAAUUCAAUUAAACUGCUGAUGGAACCUAGACUUUAGUCAGUGAACAGCAGGUCAGCUGAACAUGUACAAAUAUGGAAUUUGUCUACGGCAAACAAACUUUUUCUUGAAUUUAAAUGGAGCAUUUUUUUAAGGACACACUAUUUUCCCUAUAAUUAUUAUCUAAUGACAUAGUUCUUUUCAGGGAACUAAGAACCGGGACCAUAAAAUACAGCAUUUCUGUUCUCUUUUGUCUUUUUUAAAAUGCUGAAAGUUCCAGAUUUUUGGCUUUAACCUAAGUUCAGCAUAACUUUUAAAUAGGCUCUGGUGCACGGGUUCACUCUUUGCCAAAUAACCAUCGCUUCUUUUUUGUUUUUUUGGUGGAAUUUUGUUGAUUAUUCAAACGUUCCGGUCUGCUGGUUAUACUGUACUGAGACUGUGCGUGACACUGACUGGAGAAUUGUGAUUACCAUCUGAUGGAGCUGACACCACUAGAUCUGAAUGGUUUUAUAAAGCUCAGAUACAUUCUAUCCUCAGGUGUUUGCAACUUCUAGAAAAGUAACAUUUGUAUAUCAAGAGUCUCCAGACAUUCAGGCUACAUUUCCAUUGCUACAUUUUGGUUUUAAAAAAUGAAUAUCUUCUGCUACGUUUCCCCCUCUCAUUCCCCCUGCUCUGGCGUUUCCCCCUCUCAUUCCCCUGCUCUGGGG
This is a messenger RNA of Perca fluviatilis (European perch), 4091 nucleotides long. RefSeq names its product nuclear factor, interleukin 3 regulated (gene nfil3). Gene Ontology annotation, molecular function: DNA binding; DNA-binding transcription factor activity. NCBI's taxonomy places the organism in Eukaryota, Metazoa, Chordata, Actinopteri, Perciformes, Percidae. The transcript has 3 exons. Gene Ontology annotation, cellular component: nucleus. Bases 475 to 1851 code for a protein of 458 amino acids. Gene Ontology annotation, biological process: DNA-templated transcription; regulation of DNA-templated transcription; circadian rhythm. The record is from RefSeq and is a predicted model, not a curated record.